Drosophila willistoni is the source of this 2989-nucleotide messenger RNA. RefSeq names its product NFX1-type zinc finger-containing protein 1. The transcript is spliced from 5 exons. Gene Ontology annotation, cellular component: nuclear RNA-directed RNA polymerase complex. Gene Ontology annotation, molecular function: helicase activity. The record is from RefSeq and is a predicted model, not a curated record. The coding region runs from base 83 to 2842 and encodes 919 amino acids. Lineage: Eukaryota; Metazoa; Arthropoda; Insecta; Diptera; Drosophilidae. Gene Ontology annotation, biological process: regulatory ncRNA-mediated heterochromatin formation.
UGGUCACACCGUUUACUACUUGUCGUGGAAAGCUUUAAAAAGCAAGAAACUGGGUAUUCCCACGCUAUAACAAUAUUUCAUCAUGUCAGACUCGGAUGACGAUUGGUUUACAAAGGACCCGGAGAAAAUUGUGCAAAACGUGCAGGAGCAUGUCAAGCGACAACAACAGGAUGAAACUGAACACAUUAAAAUCCGGGAUGAGGAUAGCAUGGACAACUAUCUAAAGCAGCUCAGCUUGGACGCUUCUGCCGCUGAUCUGGGAUGUGGCGUUAAGUCCACCGACCGUUUUACUACAGGGGAAUUCGGAGUCGCUCUGAAAAAGCCGCCCAUCGACAUAUUUCUAUAUUUCAUGUCAGAGGGAAGAGAUUUGUUUUCAAAUCAACUGAAUGCUAAUGAUUCGCAUAAGCGUCUCUUGCAGUAUGUGGCAAUUAUUAAAUCCCUGUGUCAAUUGGAGCUAGGAGGCUUCGAUGAGCAAUUCUUGCGCGAAUUUACCCAACAGACCGUGCUAAUGGAUAUGUUCAAGCGCUAUAUACUACGGCUUUUAACGAAGUCCCCGAAAGCCAAAUGGGAUCCUGACUGUGAGCCGUUGUUAAAGGACAUGAAAUGGCUAAUGAUACGUGCCCAUAAGUUGGGAGUACUUCAUAACUACGACGUAGUGGAUUUAUUCAAAAAGCUAAUUGCGGAGUGUGCCAUACCCCAGGACUUCAAGAAUGAUUUUGCAAGUCAAUUAAACAUAUUUGAUAUUGUUAUCGGCAAUGCCAAAGAUGAUAUUUAUCCUACACUAGAAAAAUUACUAUGCUCCACUGUUGCUGUCGAAAAAGGGAGAGUAAAUUGUGAUCCAAGUCCAAAUGAUGUGCACGAGUAUAUAAAUAAUCAACGAAAGACUUUAUGCGACGAUUUUACAAUACCUUUAUGGGAAUUUGUCCAACGGUUGAGAGCCAAAAGUGAUCUCAAUGCCCUAGAACAGCAGGGCCUCGUUUGGAACACUCGUCUGAAAGAAAAUACAGAAUUUGCUAAGGCUUUGCGUCAUAGUUUGAUAUUCGUCGAUCUUAGACCCAAUGAGAGUGAGAAAUCAAAGAAAUUAACAAAAAUAGAACGUGAGUUUGUUAAUAAUACAAAAACAGGAUCCCUGCUUUGCUUUACCACUGGCUUUGAGUUUGAAAAUCUACUGCUGGCCACUGUUACCUACACAGAUCCGGAACAGCUAAAACAAGGCUAUCUAAGUGUGGAGAUAAUCAAACAACAUAAUAUUGGAAAUAUAUAUGGCAAGCAGCUGUAUAUGUUUCAAACUCCGGUGUUUUUCGAGCCCUACUUGCGGGUUCAUAAUUAUCUUAGCACGUGUAGUGCUGAUAACUUUCCCAUGCGUCGGUAUAUUGUGGAUGGAGUGUUGGAGACUCAAUCCCCCGCUUACCUUAAGGGCCAAUCCUUAAAGGUGAAUAGCAAACUAUCCAAGGAACUGCCUCUUAAUGAAAUGCAACAAAAAGCAAUUCAAUCAGUACUUACCAAUGAGUUUUGUUUAAUCCAGGGCCCACCUGGAACUGGUAAAACCCAUGUUUCUGUUCAACUAGUCAAAACGCUCAUUCAGAAUUCCAAGCAGCUAAAAACUGGUCCAAUAAUAGUGCUGACUUACACCAAUGAAUCGCUGGACAAGUUUUUAAUAAAUGUAGCCAAAUAUACUGAGGAAAUAAUCCGCUUUGGCAGCCAGUCACGGGAUCCGGCAAUAGCCAAAUUUAAUGUGCGCACCAUGGUGGAUCCAGAAGUGGUGCCACCGCGGUUGAAGCAUGUUUGGUGGCUCAUUAGCUGUGAAUAUAAGGAACAGUUCGAGCAUCUGCAAAAGUUGCACAAUAAUUUCGAUGGCAGCGAGCCGAGCUAUCAAAAAAUUUUAAGCGAACAGCUAAAGUUGCAGCAGUUGUCCGAGAAAUUGAACACUCUGCAGGUAAUCUUUCAGUACUAUUUGGCCCGAGGCAAAGAUCUGCUGGCCAUGACCACAACGUGUGCUGCGCGUUUGAAUUUCUUAUUCCGCUUACUUCAAUCCAAAUGCGUAUUGUUCGAAGAAGCUGCCGAAAUACAAGAGCCUCACAUCUUGGCCUGUCUCACACCAUUUACCGAGCAUGUCAUUCAAAUCGGAGAUCACAAGCAGCUGCAACCUUUCACUGGCUCUAAUAAUCAUCAACAAAUCUCCAUGUUUGAGCGGCUUAUAAAGGGCGGGUUUCCGGCAACUGUGCUCAACAUGCAAUAUCGAAUGCGUCCGAAUAUUGCCCAACUAUUGGUACCCAGUUUCUAUGAUGAGCUCCUUAAUGCAGCUAAUGUGGAGGCAUACGAGGAGAUUAGUUGCCUGACUAAAAAUCUGUUUUUUGUGCAGCAUAACCAACCCGAACACCAAUUGUCCGACAUGUCUAUUGAGAAUGAGUAUGAGGCCACAGAGUUGGUCAAACUAACCGAGUUUUUAAUUAAAAAUGGUAAAUAUAAGCCCAUCGAUAUAGUCAUCCUUUCGCCUUACAAUGCCCAAGUAGACCGCAUCAAGAGAACUCUGCCUACAUCUCUUCGAUCAGAAAUUAAAGUCACCAGCGUGGACAGCUACCAAGGCCUAGAAUGCAACAUUGUGCUGUUGUCAUUGGUGCGCAGUAAUUCCAAGGGACAGAUAGGUUUCUUGCGCCAGCCGAAUCGUGUAUGUGUUGCUCUAUCCAGAGCACGAAGGGGCCUCUAUAUAGUCGGAGAUAUAGAAACACUGCAGCGAGGCAAUCGUGAACUCUGGGGAAGAAUUUGCCAGCAACUAAACGAAGACAAUGCAAUUGGUGAAAAGUUCCCUUGGCAAACAAACUUUGAAAAUGUAAAACUAUAGAUUACACUGUGGUUUCUUUAUACUUCUUGUUUUUUAUUUAUAUAGAGAUGAGUUCGCUAAACGAAGAUUGCUUGCUAUGUACGUGCACGCCUCGUAUGAUCAGAUCAAUUGGUUUUUUGAUGCAAAUAAAACGUUUUUUACACUGAA